AUGGCGGAUCCUGACUUGAAAUCGGCCUCCGCUGUUGGGAAAGAAGAGAAAGACUCGCCCUUAGGGUUAGGGCCAAACUCGACCACUACCAAAAACAACAGCGAAGCUACGAGCACCGCAGGAGCGCCACCACCAACUCCUGCUGUCUCCGAUAGUGCAUCUGCUGCUGCAAAGGGCGAAGAAGUGCAAGCAGCAGCAACAACAACACCUUCAUUGGCUGUCCCAGCCGAUGCCACUGCAACAACAGCCAUGCCAGCAGGCGACAAAGGUCAAUCUGAAGCGACAACACACUCGAUUCCCGCCAAUUCCACGCCGCAGGCCUCUACCGUUGACGGUUCCACAACAACCACCUCGCAACCAAGCCCCACGCAGAAAGGUGGGGCCGAAGCGUUGCCACCUGCUCCCGUUGUUCGUGCUCCGAGUGAGGAGUCAUCAGGAUCUGCCCCACCAUCUACCACUGCAGCCGUGCGAGUGCGGUCCGACGAACAACCGCAACAACAAGCACCACCGCGACCAGGCGUUUCGGCUGGUACAGCUCCUCCUGCCCUACAGAACCACGUAAGUGGCAGUAGCGACGACGAUGGCCUUGACGAGUUCAUUAAGAGCCCCCAAGGCCAGAAUGCCAUUGUGGAACGGUCACCUGGCGGCCGCUAUGUUCGCUUCAUGGAGAAACUUGGCAGUGGUGCCUCCAAAGACGUCUACAGAGCAUACGAUACACAAGAGGGGAUCGAGGUGGCGUGGAACCUCAUUGGCCUGUCUGGCUUGCCCAAAACGGAUCGAAACAGAAUCGUCAAAGAAGUGCGCUUGUUGGAGAGCCUGCACCACGAAAACAUCAUUAGUUUCCAUGGAUCAUGGGUCAAUCGAGAGCGACAAGAAGUCCAUUUCGUCACGGAAAUAUUGUCAUCUGGAACUCUUAAAAGCUUCAUCAACAAAGUCCAGGUCAUCCGAUGGAAGAUCGCCAAGAGAUGGGCUGUACAGAUACUGAAGGGCUUGGAUUAUCUGCAUAGCCAAGACCCUCCUGUUAUCCACCGUGACCUGAAAUGCGAAAACAUCUUUAUCAAUGGAACCAGUGGUGACUUGAGGAUUGGAGAUUUCGGUCUGAGCACUCAGCAUGGAAACGGAAAGGCCCACAGUGUCUUGGGUACACCAGAGUUCAUGGCGCCCGACCUGUACGAGGACAACUCUUAUGAUCAAAAGGUUGACAUCUAUGCAUUUGGAAUGUGUAUGCUGGAAAUCUUCACCCAAGAAAUACCCUACAAAGAGUGCAAGAACCCUGCGCAAAUCUACAAAAAGGUUUCCAACGGCGAGCUACCAGAAAUCCUAUCGCGACUACGUAGUAAGCACGCCAGAGACUUUGUCAUGCUGUGCCUGGGAGACAAAAACGACAAGGGCGAGUACGUACGGCCAAGCGCCAAAGAGCUCUUGACUCACGAGUUCCUGAUCAAACGAGGGAAUGACGAGGAGGAAGUCAUCGUAGACCCCCCUCUGAUUAAGCGAACAAUCGCAGAGAACGAAGUGCAGGCAGUUUCAAAUGUCAACCCGGGUUGGUCGAUACCGCCAACACAAAAUGCGGUGCAGCAACAACCGCAGCAGCAAGCGACAAAAUCUGAUACUCCAUCGGAGAAGAAUCCGAGCGGGGCACCGUCGUCAAAGGCCGAAGAUGACCAGGGUUCGGCAGACGGCGACGAAUCGGAUCGAUUCGAUGAAAUGCCAGACAGCGAAGUCAACAUUAAGAAAGUGAAAGUCCUCAUGGGCCGAGGCCAAGAACUCCAAGAGGACGAAGCGCCGCUUGCUGACUCCUCGGCAAAGAGCGUCGAGGGCAGCACGCAUUCGCGUAACUCUUCGGUUGAUCGAUUACAGGACCAAGGAGCACCCGUAUUGAAGAAUGGCGUGCACCCUCCACAGUCAGGUAGCAAGAAUAAGGCGAAUGCGGUCCCAACGGUGCAAGUUGCCCAGCCGGAUCACUAUCUAGUUGCGGCAGCUGUAAUCGAAAACGAAGCAGCACAGACCUACACCGAUGAAAUGCUGAAACUCGUUGUGACGCUUCCUGUUGAAGGGCAAACGCAGAAUGUUCAAUUCGAUUUCCACCUCGUCGAGGACGAUCCUGUUCAGGUGGGGAAAGAAAUGGUGGCAGAACUAGGAAUUCCUCCGGGCGCCGUUCUUGAGAUCAGUGAAACAAUCAGCGGCCUGGCCUGUGCAGCUCGAAUGCAGCGUGACAAGCACAAAGCAGCGAGGGCUCAGCAAGCUGGACAAGGCCAAGUGGUUCCCCAACAAAGCGGUCAAGGGCAAAUGGUUCCUCAACAGAGCGGGCAAGGACAACUGGCCCCUCAAAGCGGACAAGGGCAAGUGGUCCCUCAACAACAGCAACAGCGGCCGAUGCAAGAUUUGCAGCCAGGGUUGUCCAUGCAGCAACAGUCAGGCCCACCAAUGUCGCAGGCACAGAUGGGUGGAGGGCCACAAGACUUGCAACCUGGAAUGGCAAUGCCACAACAGGGAACGCAACUCCCUGAUCAACGACAGAUGCAGCAACCGCAACAACAGCAGCAGCAGCAGCAAAUGAUUGCACCCCAGCAACAGCAACAACAGAUGGCACAACAUGUUGGCGCCACACCAACAAAUCAAAUACCAUCUGAUGUUCAGUCUCAGCCGCCACCAUACGCGCACAUGCAACAAACACAGAACCACCCCCAUCACCAAAUGCCUGGCCAGAUCCCAAAUCAGCCGAUGAAUCAACAGAAUCACUUGAUAUCCGACGCCCAACAACAGCCCCCUCAUUUCGGUUACGACCAAAGCGCCAAUACUCAACAGCCACAACUCCAUCAGCAGCCCCUGAAUCACCAGCAUGGGAAUCCAUCACCGUUAGACUCUCAGUCACUGCCACCUUACGGCUACGACGCCAACCGCAGCCAAAUGGCACCUGAUAACGUCUCGCUUCCACCGAAGAGCGCACCGUAUGCUUAUGACACCGGGCAAGCCCAAAACCAAGGGCAGCAACAAGCAAUGCCGCCACAGCAUAUGCUGCAACAAGGUUCUCUUCCUGCAAACGCUCAAAACCAGGCGCCCCCAUAUCACUAUGAGGCUCAGCAGCAGCAACAACAGCACCAUCAAGGACAAAUGAACCAACCAGUGCAACAAUCAAACCUGCACGCUGCGCAACAACAGCCCAAUCAAGUUUCACAGCAACAGCAGCCAUCUAUGCCAACGAACGGCCAACAGCAAGCACAUUUUCAGGGCACGCCGCAGAACAUUACGAUGCAGCAACAGCUUGGCACAAACGGCCACCCACAAUCUGCUCCGAUGCAAUCACAAACGAGUCAUCUGAGCACCCAGCAACCGAACAAUGGUCAUCCCCAACCGGCUCCGAUUCAGGCACAAGCAAGCCAGGGUGGGCACUCUCACCCCGCGCCGAUCCAGUCUCAACUUGGCCACGGCACAUCUCUAGGUCAAGUUCAAUCCAUGGCUCAAGUUCCGGUCCAAGGUAUCCCCACCCAAGGCCAGAGUAUGCAACAACCGCAGCAAGGUCAAAGCAUGCAGCAGCCCCAGCAAGGUCAGAAUAUCCAACAACCGCAGCAAGGUCAAAGCAUGCAACAACCGCAGCAAGGACAGAGUAUGCAACAGCCCCAGCAAAGUCAAGGCAUGCAGCAGUCCCAGCAAGGUGUUCCAGUCCAACAUCAGCAGCAAAGGCACCAACCGCCACAGCAGAUUGCCUAUCCGUCCAGCCCACUGCAACAACACGCACAACAGAAGAACGUUCGAGCAACCCCCGAAGUGAGCUAUCAGCACGGUGUCUCGAUGCCGAAUGCUAAUGCUCAACUCGCUGGGAUGCCAUCGGCUUCUGUCAUGAAACGUUCUGUCUCAACAAACAGCCACUCCACGCCACAGGGGUUGAACCAACAUCUUCAGCAGCAAGUUCCGUACGCAGGCCAUUCAGUCAAUCAUGCAAACCCUGCACAGCAGCAGCUCGACCCUAGAUUGCCUCCAAGCAGGCACAACAGCGGCAACGCAGCGGCCCAAGGCAUGGCGAACAGGAACGGUCCCGGGCAACAUCCAAUGAAUGACGAGAGCAGCAUAUCUUCGCAGGCAAUGCAGUCUGAUGUCGGCAAAGGCGAAGUGCUCGCGUCCGUCCUGGAUGGAACGAGUGUGGCGGCCGUCAGCGACGAUGAUGACGAAGAGCUGCGGAAACUCGAUGAAGAUUUCCACAAGAAUUUGCAGCGCGCAAAGAAAGUGUUCGACAAUCGGAUGGACAAUUUGCAAAGAAGUCAAAUUGAAAGAGAGGCUCAGCACAAGAAAACGCUGGAGAAGCAUCAUAAAGAGCGAGUGGAAUUCGAAAAGCGUCUGCAGCAAGAAGAAAAGGAACAAAACCGAAGGAUUGAGCAGCUGCAACGGGAGUGGGAUCGGAGGCGUGAGGUCCUCAACAAAACCAAGCGAAAAGUGUCCGAGGAAGAAGGAACUUUGUCGGCAGAGGCAUCCCUGUCGUCGUCGCCCGAUACUGGCUUUGUGAUGCCCGUGUCGAGGACGACUGAACAAGCCACUGCCGAGCAUCAGUCCCUCAAUCAAACAAUGUCCAACGACGCCGCGAGCGAUAGAUGA
Molecule: messenger RNA, 4590 nt
Organism: Seminavis robusta
Lineage: Eukaryota; Bacillariophyta; Bacillariophyceae; Naviculales; Naviculaceae
Source: the annotation of a GenBank genome assembly